Orbilia oligospora ATCC 24927 is the source of this 2148-nucleotide messenger RNA. RefSeq lists its product as uncharacterized. The record is from RefSeq and is a predicted model, not a curated record. The coding region runs from base 1 to 2148 and encodes 715 amino acids. Gene Ontology annotation, molecular function: GTP binding. The transcript is spliced from 4 exons. NCBI's taxonomy places the organism in Eukaryota, Fungi, Ascomycota, Orbiliomycetes, Orbiliales, Orbiliaceae.
AUGGGCCUAAUAGAAGUAAACCCGCUACCUUAUCCAAGACUUGAAUAUCUCCCAACAACUAUUUUCGGUACAGCCAAUACCUACCAUGCCCUGGGCUUGAAUCAAAACAAUGGGGACGGGGUAGCAAGGCUUCAAUUGCCAUCAAGUUUAUCAGACGGCGAGAUCACCGAGGCCUGGUUUUUCGGAAAUCGAAAGGAUCUCGAUGGAACUCAUUCUAAGAAUGGGCUGUCCCUCUGGCCGUUACAAUGGCUUCUUUCUGAGGGCAGAACAAAGGGUCUCGUGUUAAACUCGGACUAUUUACCUGCAGAUUCGGCCGGCUCGGAAAAUCUAAAUGUCGCAGAGAAAUCCUUACUUGAAGGAGAUCAAUAUCCCUUUUGGUUUUCCAACAGCGUAGGGCUCAAUAUCUGGGACAUAUCUUCGGUUUUCACAGUAGAAAAACAUCAGCUUGAAUUUGAGGAAAGCUGGAUAGCGUCCGUGAAUCCUUUCAGCUCGAGGCGUCAAGUUUUCAACGAUAACAAUGACACGCUGUGUGACUAUGAAGUUGAUUGUAGAAAGAUCAUACCGGCACUGCGACUACAAGAAACGAUCAUCCAUCCUUCCGUUUUCUACCACAAGGAUCAAUUCUCAAAGACCAAAAACUGGUAUUGCUAUCACGAACAAAUAGAUUCUUUCCGCAGUACUCAGGUUGACGGGGACCGGUCUCGAUGCUUCUGGGUCUCGAAGAAAAUUCUGCCGCAUAAAUUUAGAAUAUUGGUAUGCGGAAACACAGGUGUGGGCAAGUCGACACUUAUCAACAGCGUAUUCCACAUUGAAGAAGCCAAAGUUAGCUUCGAAGAUCAAACAAGCCACGAUAUCGAAAAGGAGAUAGUUGUUGACCAGGUCGAUGGGAAAGAUUCAGUUAUCAUUCAUGAUUCAAAUGGGUUUGAAACCGGGAACAUUGACAAAAACAGACAAGCAGAGGAUUUUAUUCAGAAGCGCUGCUAUAAGUCCCACGGACUGAAAGCAGACGAAUACAUCCAUUGCAUUUGGUACUGCAUCCCUGCCGAAAAUUCGAGAAGCGCAGAUGCGUCAAUAAAAUAUAUAUUUUCAAAAUGUUUCCAAGAUUGGAAAAUCCCGUUGGUUAUUGUUUACACCAAAUCGGUACAACACGAAGGGGGCAUGAAGCAGAACAUCAAGGAGGAGUAUAAAGCAAAACACGGCAAAAAGAUCCCCAAGGAUAUACUUCCAAGUGAACUCGAUGCAGAGAGGUUAAGAUAUCGAUCACAGCAGAAUGGAUGGAUUACCGAACUCCAUAAAGCUUCCUUGGGGAGCACAAAUUUGAGCGAUGAAGAGGUGAUAGAGCGUAGUAAAUACGCAUUUCGGAUCGCGUGGACUGACAAGAACGACCCGGAGAGCCUCAAGAAGCUUAUUCAGGAAACCUACGAUAUCGUCGGCCCAACUGUAGGGCGUAUAUUCGCCCAAGCACAGAUAGUUUCGUAUGACCUCAAAUGCAGGAGGGCCAUAGAAGACGGUGUCAAAGCCAUCGAAGGAAAAGAUUUCUUUCGAACUUUUAGUCGCCAAUUCUAUAGGGCUAAGCAACUCGGCGACAUGGGGAAGGAGAUACUAAGGACUUUCGCAUGGGACUUGAAUACCGAGGAGGUAUGUAGUAUUAUAGAUAUUCAUGGAGAUGCGAUCACCGGACGCAAGUACUUCAUUGCUUCGGGGGUUGGAGUGACUGGUAGUGGUUUAGCCGCCGCCGCCGCCAUUACUAUAGAGACUGUCUUGGUGGAAGAGGCAGCGGUUGGGCUUGCUUCUGCCACACUUGGGGCCGCAGCCCUCGGUAUCUUUUCCGCCGUCGGAAGUGGCAUUGCUCUUUGGGCACUGAAGAGGCAUCAGAUUUCUACCUGGACCAAGUUUUUAUGUUGCUUUACAAUAGUAACCUAUAAAGCGAUGGUCCAGGCAGUAAAGCAAGGGCGAAAGCGCAUGACGGCACAAGAUUUCGAGGCACAAAAGUUUACUGACAAGGAAUACACGGAUAUCGCAGACGAAAUCGACAAAUUUGUGACCAUGAAAAGCUGUAUGGUUUUUGAUUACCCCAGACUCACAAGGAAAGCCAUGUCAGUGGUGGGAAAGUAUACAUUUUAUCAGAAGGCCCCCACUAGUGCCUAG